Thrips palmi is the source of this 1591-nucleotide messenger RNA. Its product is annotated as tRNA (uracil(54)-C(5))-methyltransferase homolog. The coding region runs from base 127 to 1521 and encodes 464 amino acids. Gene Ontology annotation, molecular function: RNA methyltransferase activity. Lineage: Eukaryota; Metazoa; Arthropoda; Insecta; Thysanoptera; Thripidae. The record is from RefSeq and is a predicted model, not a curated record. The transcript is spliced from 8 exons. Gene Ontology annotation, biological process: RNA processing.
CAGGUCGGUGGCGUGGUAGACCUGCUAGCAGACGCUACACAAAUCAAAACAAUGUGUGUUCGUUCGUGUGUGAUGAUUUAAAUAUUGUUUAUGUCUUAAUAAAAGAAGUGAAUUAACCAGUUCACCAUGUUGAAGUGUGUUUGCAAUAAUUUACGCCAUGUAGGUUUUAAGAAUACAAGGCGGAAAUACGCGGACUAUAAAAUAAAGAGAAUCGAGCCUUUUUUAGCUCCUAACUCGGAAAUUGAGGAAAUCAAUUUCGAGACGCAAGAAGAGGCCCUCAAGGAUGCCGUUGCUCCUUUGUGGAGAGUCCCAUACAGCGAACAAUUGGCAAUGAAGGAUCAGUGGAUUUCCUACGCAGUUUCACAGUACUUCUCAGUUAUGAAUGAACACCUGAAUAAAAACCCUAAAUUGAAGGUCCCUACGCCCACUAUCGCCAAAAUUGUUCCCUCUCCCGUUAUUCAUCAUUAUAGAAAUAAGGAUGUAUAUAUGGUGCGGUCUGGUGUUGAUGGAAAUCCCAAAACAGUUGGCCAUAUUAUUGGCCGGCCCUCACAGGGAAAAUAUGUUUGUGUGCCUCCUGUAGAUAUUAUAAGUAAUCCACGUCACAUUGAAGUAGCAAAGGCUUUUCAAGAUUAUAUUCGCUCUUCCUCACUUCCCGCUUGUCAUAACUUUAACGAGGGAGGGAACUGGACUCAACUCCUGGUCCGUAGCAAUGCAGCCGGAGAAGUUAUGGCAUUGGUCAAAAUUCAUCCACAACAACUUACCCAGGCGGAAAUUUCUGAUGAGUGUGAUAAACUCCGAGAGUUUUUCACUCAUGGUCCUGGUUCAGUUUGCCAACUUUCUUCACUUUAUUUCCAGUCAAGCCCAUUUUCUAAUGCUUCUGGAAAACUAGCACCAUACCAGCUUCUUUCUGGUAGCAAACAUCUAGUAGAAAAAUUAAGCGGACGGGAGUUCUCCCUUUCACCAAGCUCAUUUUUUCAAUGCAACAUAAAAAUGGCUGAAAUAAUGUAUGACAAAAUAAUGUCUACUGCUGGUUUGUCUCAAGCAACAUCUCUUCUUGAUCUAGGAUGUGGAAUAGGUACUAUUUCAAUUCUUGCAACCCCGUUUGUAAGAGGGACAGUUGGGAUUGACAUGAGUGAGGAGGCUAUAGAAGAUGCUAAGUAUAAUGCAGCUUCUAACAGUAUUUAUUCUGCAAACUUUGUGGCAGGAUCUAUAGAAAAGAAAAUAAGGCUUGCUCUGAAGUGGUUGGAACCAUCUACAGAAAUUGUGGCAGUGUUGAAUCCUGGUAGAUGUGGUGUUGAAGUGUCUGUGAUGAAAGUACUAAGAGAGACACCCCAGAUUUCAAAAGUAAUAUAUGUGGCUUGCCAACCUGAUCACGAAUGGGUCAUUCGUAAUGUGCUAGCACUGAUUAAGCCAGUGAACAAGAAAUUGAAGGGGACUCCUUUUAAAUUUAGAUCUGUUGUUCCUGUUGAUAUGUUUCCUCAAACAGCACAUAGUGAAUUGAUUAUGAAAUUUCAAAGAUGAUAGUUAGAAAAAAUUUAUGUACGUAAUUUGUAGAGGAUUUGGUUUUAUUUUUAUAAAUUGUUGAAACACA